AUGGGUGAUAAUCUUCCCUUACCAGUUAUGAUGAUAACAGGUGGUAUUGCUGGUUGCGUUGCUGAAGCUCUAACUAUUCCUCUUGACACAGCUAAGGUCAGACUAUAAAUUUAAGGAGAACCUGUACCAGGAAAGCCUCAAAAAUAUAAUGGUUUACUUGGUACUAUUAAAACAUUAAUUGCAGAAGAAGGUGUAUUAUCUCUCUUUUCAGGCUUAAAUGCUGGUUUCCAAAGACAACUUGUUUUUGCAUCUCUCCGUAUAGGUUUAUACGUUCCUGUCAGAAACUUAUACUGCAAAGAAGAUGAGCUUGAACGCCCUCCUCUUUAUAAAAAGAUCUUAGCUGGUUUAACAACUGGUGCUAUUGGUAUUACAGUCGCUAACCCAACUGAUUUAGUUAAGAUUAGAUUACAAGCUGAAGGUAAAAAGCCCAUCACAGAAAGAAGAUAUACAGGUGUUUGGGAUGCUUACACAAAAAUUGUUAGAACAGAAGGUGUUGUUGGUUUAUGGAGAGGUCUGGCACCUAAUAUAGUUAGAAACUCUGUCAUCAAUGCAACUGAGUUAGCUACAUACGAUUAAGUUAAAGAAAUGGUCUUGAGAUAAAAAUUGAUGAAAGAUAAUAUCUUUUGCCAUCUUUUCUGUUCUUCAGUUGCUGGUUUUGUUGCUGCUGUUGUAGGUUCUCCAGUAGAUGUUUUAAAGACAAGAAUUAUGAAUGCUAGUUCAGGAACUGGUGGUAAAUAGUUUAAUGGUGUAUUAGAUUGUAUUGUAAAAACUUACUAAGAAGAUGGUAUUAGGGCAUUUUAUAAGGGAUUUAAUGCUAAUGCAUAAAGAAUAGUUACCUGGAAUAUUUGUAUGUUUGUUACAUUAUAGUAAAUCAGAGCCUAUAUAGCUAGAACAUACUACCCCACUAAGCAUUGA
Molecule: messenger RNA, 915 nt
Organism: Tetrahymena thermophila SB210
Lineage: Eukaryota; Ciliophora; Oligohymenophorea; Hymenostomatida; Tetrahymenidae
Product: carrier protein
Exons: 8
Biological process (GO): mitochondrial transport; mitochondrial transmembrane transport
Cellular component (GO): mitochondrial membrane
Molecular function (GO): oxidative phosphorylation uncoupler activity
Source: RefSeq, a predicted model, not a curated record